This is a messenger RNA of Gaeumannomyces tritici R3-111a-1, 1085 nucleotides long. RefSeq lists its product as hypothetical. The transcript is spliced from 3 exons. Bases 1 to 375 code for a protein of 124 amino acids. The record is from RefSeq and is a predicted model, not a curated record. Lineage: Eukaryota; Fungi; Ascomycota; Sordariomycetes; Magnaporthales; Magnaporthaceae.
AUGGUGGCCGAGCUGCCGGCACGACCUCGUCGCCGAGGCAGUGGUGGUGGGCAGCUUUUAUUCACGGUCGCCGGAUUCACGACGAGGGGCAGCUCGCGCCCGGAAGAUUCCAGCCUAACGGAUCCAUGGGUGGAUGACGAUGAUCUGCUUCCGUGCCCUGGUUGCGGCUGCCCGCAGCAGUUUGGAAAGCUAUUGUGCGGAAAGCAAGGGGAAGAAAAACCACACCCUGCACAUUCCGAUGCCCUGGCCGGUCAGAUCACGACAGACCCAGGCUUUGCCGCAAACAUUCCCGCCCCGCUGAUCGCGGAGGCUGCACAAGCGCUGGAGGGACAAGGGUGGUGGGCUGGCUCCUGCCCUGCUGGCUGGGCCUGCUGACUGCAGUGACGUUUCGGCUGCAUGGCCGGGCUUGCUGCGGCAUAUCAUCAAAUCUCGACAAGCAAGCAGCAGGCAGCACCAACGAAUAAACACCAGGACCAGCACCAGGCAGGACCCUCCCCCCCUGGUUGUGUGUCCCGGGAACAAAGCCAACAUCUGGCCGUCUCGUCGCACCUUAGCACAUGUCCCGGCCGCUCCGAGGUGCAACCCGUGCGUCGUGGAUGGUAACCUGGGCUACCCGGGUACAUUGGGGAUGGGGCUGGGCCGCGUGCAGGUACAUUUGCGGACUGUACAGCCACAGAGAGCGGCUCCUUUAGCCAUGCCGCCACGCGCGCGUCUUUUUUUUUCUUCCUUGUGCGUAAAGGUGCAGGGUGCAAUGUCGACAGGCCAGCCCCGUUCAUGGCACCCGCUCUGCUGGGCGGGAGGGACGGCCGCAGGUGAGCCAGCCAACCGCCCGGGAGAAUUAAGAAACAUGGGACUGGAGGCGGCCGGACUCGCAACGACUCCCUGUCGCGGAAGAAACGGCCAUGGAGAAUAAAAAGACGCCCAGCUGCCCCCUCCCCCGCCCCGGCCCAGUGCUCACGGGCGUCCCCACUGAUCGAAUUCUUUUCGCUUCAUGUGCCAUUCCGCCUCCUCGCACCCCUCCCCUCACCCGCGGAGCUGCUUUUGGCGAAGAUCCUGACCGGGGUCUUUUUUUUUUUUUUUUUUAU